GCAUAUCGCUAGCCAGGCCUUUACAAAAUUUAACAGGUGUUAUAAUAUAUACCUUCAGAAAUGGAUCUACGGUUUGUUUGUGAAAAGAACGCAGUUGAGAUCAGUUGGAUUAAAGGACAAAUCAAUGGUACCAUUCCGCCGUAUGUACAUGGGGAUCUUUACAGAAAUGGAGGGGGAAUGUAUGAGGUAGGGAACUACACCUACAAUCAUCUGUUUGACGGACUGGCUAUGAUUCAGCACUUCAGAAUCGCUCCAGAUGAAGUAAAAUAUCAGCGAAAAUAUCUUCAAAGCGACACUCAUCAAAAGGUAACAACUGCCAAGGCGCCAGUGGUUGGAGAAUUCGGUACUGCAGCUAUUCCAGACCCUUGCAAAAACAUAUUCAAGAGGUUCCUCACGUAUUUUUCGGCUAGAGAUAUGACAGACAACACGUCUGUGAACAUAAUACCUUUCAACAACAAGCUGUUCGCCGUAACCGAAACCAAAUAUUGGAACCAGAUUGAUCCUGAAACACUGGACCGAAUUGAAAAGCUUGACCUUAAAGAGCUGACAACUGUUGACCUGGCAACCGCUCAUGCGCACAUCGACACAGAUGGCACUGUGUAUAACGUCGGUCACGUGUUUACGAAAGGGUUACCAACUGUAGUGACACGCAUGCCCAGAAAAGCAGAUCUACAAGCUGUUGGAUCGAAGCUCGAUGCGACACAAAACGUCGUUGCGCUCGUACCUUCCUCAUAUUGGACCCACGUUCAUUACUUCCACAGCUUCGGCAUGACGGAAAACUACAUCAUCAUCAUUCAACAACCACUCCUAAUGGACAUAAAAACGGCUGCGCUAGGAUAUUCGGCGGCAGAUGCCUUGAAAUUUCACCCAGAUAUGAAGACGCGAUUUUGCAUGAUACACAAACAGACUGGAGAGCAACUAAACAAGCAUAUGGUCUACGAGGCUGAUGGGUUCCUUACGUUCCAUACUGCAAACGCGUAUGAGGAAAACGGUAACAUUGUGAUGGAUUUGGUGUGGCACAAAGACGCCGGGAUUAUCGAUGCGUUUUAUCUAAAGAAUCUUAGUUCGGAGAAAGUGGAAGAAACGUUUAAGAAGAUCGAUAACUCCGUACUUAAAAGAUUAGUUUUUCCGAUCAAUUUGAGCGGACAGAUUGUGCGCAUGCGUUAUUUCAUUGUAGAGCACCUAAAUCACUUCUCAGCGCUCUGUGUUGUUUUUUUUUCACAGCCAAAAAACGACGAAUCCUCUUCUUCUGUACCGUUUCACGUAUCUCUCAAAGACGGUAAAGUGUACUGUAAAGCGGAGACCAUCUGUGAUGUUGGAUUGGAAUUCCCACAGUGGAACUACGCCGGAUAUAACGGCCGGAAGUACCGAUAUGUGUACGGGGUAGGAAUCCACAAAGGCGACAGGAUGAACACCAGUGUUAUGAAGAUCAACGUGGACAACAAGACCUACGAGGAGUGGCGCGAGGCAGGAUGCUAUGUGUCCGAGCCGGUGUUCAUAGCCGACCCGAGGGGCACGGCAGAGGACCAUGGUGUUCUAUUGGUCGCAGUCAACAAGGUCCACAUGGAUGACUCGAGGAGUUGCUUCUUGUUAGUGCUGGACGCCACAAACAUGACGUCACUGGCCAAGGUCAAGUUUGAAGGAUUAGACGAUUUCCCAAGAGAUUUCCAUGGACUUUUUAAAUCUGAAAUAGGCAAACCAAAUGAAUUAUAUGAUGAAGUAAUGCGUGUGUAAAUGACUUAAUUUGUUUUUUUAUCGAAUCGAUUAGGGUUAUAAUGCAUACAAGUAAUUUGUAUGCGUUUGCCCAAUACCAAUUUAUACUAUUUUCCGUGUUAUUCAUUUGAGUUUGUGCUUGCCAUAUGAUUUUGUCCUUUGUCUGAUUGUUUUGCAAUUAAUCAUUUGUAUGCCCCAGGUAGGGUGGUAUAUAGCAGUUGAACUGUCCGUCAGUCCGUAUGUCUGUCAGUCUGUGCGUCCUUCCGAAAACAUUAAUAUUGGCCAUAACUUUUACAAUAUUGAAGAUAACUUGAUAUUUGGCAUGCACGCAUAUCUCAUGGAGCUGCACAUUUUGAUUGGUGAAAGGUCAAGGUCUUCCUUCAAGGUCAAAGGUCAAAUAUAUGGCUUCAAAGCGGCGCAGUUUAAGGCAUUGUGUUUGUAACAAACACAUCACCUGUGUUUAAAUAGAAAUCGUUGAAUUGAUUAUCGGAAGGAUUUCCAGCUAACUCAAAUGACAUUGCACUUUGAGUUUGUAUGUGCUUCCGAAUUUUAAUUUCAAACUAAUGAAUUUGUUUCACCUUAAAGAUAACAUCAGUGCUAUAAUUGUAGAAACGUUGAAGUAACGUAUACCUAUUGCUGUAAGGGGAUUAAUAUUUAAUAUGUUCACCAAUGCCAAUGAUGUGUUAGAUUUCAUUAAACAAUUUUUUUCAAUAUGCCACGUAUUAUUAGUUUGGCUUGCGUAAUUCAGCUUUGGUAGUUGUGUUGUUAAGUAUUGAUUGUAUGUAACAAUAAACAUUUAUACCGUGAACGUGACGACCUAUGGAGAAAACUAUGUAAGCGUCAUUGUGUACUUUUAUUGACCUAUAUGAUAUAAACGACUAUACAUUUUAGGCCAUAUACUCCGUUAUAAAAUAUUUAUUUACAAGAAUUAACCUA
Molecule: messenger RNA, 2649 nt
Organism: Dreissena polymorpha
Lineage: Eukaryota; Metazoa; Mollusca; Bivalvia; Myida; Dreissenidae
Product: carotenoid-cleaving dioxygenase, mitochondrial-like
Exons: 13
Coding region: 61-1734 (557 amino acids)
Biological process (GO): carotene catabolic process; retinal metabolic process
Molecular function (GO): carotenoid dioxygenase activity; beta-carotene 15,15'-dioxygenase activity
Source: RefSeq, a predicted model, not a curated record